Molecule: messenger RNA, 1863 nt
Organism: Saccharomyces kudriavzevii IFO 1802
Lineage: Eukaryota; Fungi; Ascomycota; Saccharomycetes; Saccharomycetales; Saccharomycetaceae
Gene: THI3
Product: branched-chain-2-oxoacid decarboxylase THI3
Exons: 1
Coding region: 1-1863 (620 amino acids)
Molecular function (GO): carboxy-lyase activity; thiamine pyrophosphate binding; magnesium ion binding
Source: RefSeq, a predicted model, not a curated record
AUGAAUUCUAGCUAUGCACAGAAAUAUGGACUGCCGAAGUAUAUAGCAAUAUCAGAUUAUCUUUUCCAUCGGCUUAACCAGCUGAACAUACAUACCAUAUUUGGACUUUCUGGAGAGUUCAGCAUGCCACUGUUGGAUAAACUCUACGACAUCCCAAACUUACGAUGGGCUGGCAAUUCUAAUGAGUUGAAUGCUGCCUAUGCAGCGGACGGAUACUCACGACUCAAAGGUUUGGGAUGUCUCAUAACAACCUUUGGCGUAGGCGAGUUGUCGGCAAUCAAUGGCGUGGCUGGAUCUUAUGCUGAGCAUGUAGGAAUACUUCAUAUAGUGGGUAUGCCACCAACAAGUGCGCAAACAAAGCAACUACUGCUGCACCACACGUUAGGAAACGGUGAUUUUACUGUAUUCCAUAGGAUAGCCAGUGAUGUGGCAUGCUAUACUACUUUGAUUGUUGAUUCUGAACUAUGUGCCGAUGAAGUAGAUAAGUGUAUAAAAAUGGCUUGGAUCGAACAGAGACCAGUAUACAUGGGCAUGCCUGUUAACCAAGUGAACCUCCCGAUUGAAUCAGCAAGGCUAAAUACUCCUCUGGAUUUACAACUGCAUAAAAACGAUCCAGACGUAGAAAAAGAAGUUAUUACUCGAAUAUUGAGCAUUAUGUACAAAAGCCAGAACCCUGCAAUCAUUGUUGAUGCAUGUACAAGCAGACAAAAUUUAAUCGAAGAGACUAAAGAACUUUGUAGUAGGCUCAAAUUCCCCAUAUUUGUCACACCUAUGGGUAAGGGCACAGUGAACGAAACAGAUCCACAGUUUGGAGGUGUAUUCACAGGCUCCAUAUCAGCUCCAGAAGUUAGGGAAGUAGUCGAUUUUGCGGAUUUUAUUAUCGUCAUUGGUUGCAUGCUAUCCGAGUUUAGCACAUCGACUUUCCAUUUCCAAUACAAAACCAAAAAUUGUGCAUUACUAUAUUCUACGUCUGUAAAACUAAAAAAUGCUACAUACCCCGACCUAAGCGUAAAACUACUGCUACAAAAACUACUAGCAAGUCUAGAUGAAUCUAAGCUAUCCUACAGACCAAGUGAACAACCUAACAUGAUGGUACCAAGACCUUAUCCGGCAGGCAAUGUUCUUUUGAGACAAGAAUGGGUUUGGAAUGAAAUAUCUCGUUGGUUCCAACCAGGGGACAUAAUCAUAACCGAAACUGGUGCUUCUGCAUUCGGGGUUAACCAAACCAGAUUUCCGGUAAAUACACUGGGCAUAUCUCAGGCUCUUUGGGGAUCUGUCGGUUAUACAAUGGGGGCGUGCCUUGGAGCAGAGUUUGCAGUGCAGGAGAUCAACAAAAAUGAGUUUCCCCCAACUAAACAUAGAGUUAUUCUGUUUAUGGGUGACGGUGCUUUUCAAUUGACGGUUCAAGAAUUAUCUACAAUUGUUAAGUGGGGUUUAACACCUUAUAUUUUCGUGAUGAACAAUCAAGGUUAUUCUGUCGACAGGUUUUUACACCACAGAUCCGACGCCAGCUAUUAUGAUAUUCAGCCUUGGAACUACUUAGGAUUAUUGCGUGUGUUUGGUUGCGCGAAUUAUGAAACUAAGAAGAUAAUCACUGUUGGAGAAUUUAGGUCCUUGAUCAAUGACCCCAAUUUUGCUAUUAAUGACAAAAUUCGAAUGAUAGAGAUUAUGCUGCCACCAAGAGAUGUUCCCCAGGCUCUGCUUGAUAGAUGGGUAGUGGAGAAAGAGCAGAGUAAACAAGUGCAAGAGGAAAACGAAAAUUCUAGUGCAGUAGAUACACCAACACCAGAAUUCCAGCCGCUUUUGAAAAAAAUUAAACUAGACACAGAUUUGAUUUCUCCCCCUUACUAUCAAGGACCAUAA